Messenger RNA from Zingiber officinale, 826 nucleotides. Its product is annotated as phosphopantothenoylcysteine decarboxylase subunit VHS3-like. The transcript is spliced from 3 exons. The record is from RefSeq and is a predicted model, not a curated record. Lineage: Eukaryota; Viridiplantae; Streptophyta; Magnoliopsida; Zingiberales; Zingiberaceae. Bases 68 to 577 code for a protein of 169 amino acids.
UCUUCUUUAUAAGCUGUUUUAUCUGUGAUGGAUUAGCUUUUGUAGGUGGGCGCACUUUUAUCUGAGCAUGAGAAUAGUUUUGUUCUUGGAGUUAUCGGUUGUAGUGUCUCAGCUUGAAGGCUACCUUCUCAUCGCCAUGUUGCAUUGUUGCACUAUCGUAGAGUUUGCUGCUUACCCAGCUUGUGGUCACAUGAUAUGUGUAUCAGUUGAAGCUGCCCCCGUCAGUGAAGAGACGAAAGCUAUUUAUGGAAUGAUUCGAAGAGGCAAACAUGAAGCUGUCCUGGAGAACAAGGAUGACAAUUAUUCAGAUGCCAAUGACGAUGAGGAUGAUAAUGAUGAGGAUGGAGAUGAUCCAGAAGACGAUGGAGGCGACGAUGAUUUCUCCGGAGAAGAGAACGACAAUGAAGGAGAUGGGGAAGAUGGACCCGAGGCCAAUGGUGGAGGAAGUGAAGAGGAAGAUGACGACGAUGAUGAUAAUGACGAUGAUGAAGAAGAGGAAGACGAUGAAGACGAAGAAGAGGAAGAUGAUGAAGAAGACGAGGAGCUGCAGCAGCCACCGACAAAGAAGAGGAAGUGAGGUGCCUUGCUGCAAUUUUUGGGAGGUAUCUGGUCCUUGUAGGGGUUUUCUUUCUUUCUUUCUAUUUUUGCUAGUGUUGACAUGGAAGAAGAUUUAGUGUUUGGGUGGGAGUAGAUGCAGUUGGAUAUUAGGUAGAUAGGGAUGACCUCCUGUGUACUAAAUUUGAUCUUAUUCUGUCUUUUAUGGUAAACAUGCUACUUACUACCUGUAGACAUUUGUGAUUCUUGGCAUUUGGUUUGAGGUUUUUGA